Molecule: messenger RNA, 252 nt
Organism: Leptosia nina
Lineage: Eukaryota; Metazoa; Arthropoda; Insecta; Lepidoptera; Pieridae
Source: the annotation of a GenBank genome assembly
AUGGUGGGACGAGUGGCCGUCUGGCCUGGCUGGCCCGUCGACCCGAGGCGGUCGGCGGGGCCGGCGCCUCACCGGCCGCCGCGGGGCGCCAUAACUCGCACACGCGCGCCCGGCUCUGCGCGGCCCGGCGACCGACUGACGGGUUCCUCCCCGCCGAGCCAUCAACCUACAAACGGCAGGACGCGCCUCCGCCGGCCGGCUGCCUCGAUACCGACAUUUCCACUCAUUGCAUCACAGACGCGCACUAACUAA